Messenger RNA from Hyalella azteca, 1377 nucleotides. Its product is annotated as amino acid transporter AVT1J-like. The coding region runs from base 1 to 1308 and encodes 435 amino acids. Gene Ontology annotation, biological process: L-alanine transport; amino acid transmembrane transport. Gene Ontology annotation, cellular component: vacuolar membrane. The record is from RefSeq and is a predicted model, not a curated record. Lineage: Eukaryota; Metazoa; Arthropoda; Malacostraca; Amphipoda; Hyalellidae. The transcript has 8 exons. Gene Ontology annotation, molecular function: L-alanine transmembrane transporter activity; L-proline transmembrane transporter activity.
AUGGAGUCGAAACCGUCAACGAACAACUUCGCGAUGAAGAUUCAGCCUAAAGAAAACCACGUGGAAGAUGGGGCUGCUUUUCGCAGUGAAAACAAAAUUAUUUGCACGACGGGCAAAGGCGGCGAAUUUAUGAACCUGGGCAACGGAAGCCUCGAACCAUCGCAUAGCUGGGGAGGAGUGGUGCUGCUGUUGGCUCUCGGUGUUGGGGUUGGGGUGUCGGGGUCAAGACUGGGGUUGUCCUGGGUGAUGUUGGAGGAACAUUACCCCAAAUACAAGACUGCUUGUCGCACCCCGUACCCCUCCAUUGGGUAUGAGGCUCUUGGCAGGCCUGGCAAACUGCUGGUGGUGGUGGCACAGAACCUGACGCUGGUGGGGGUGACGACGGUGUUCCUGAUCCUGUCAGGGGACAUCCUGCAAGCGCUGCUGGGGGAGCACGCGCCCCUGGUCUUCUCCUCGCACUGCUACUGCACGCUGCUCGUGGGGGGGCUGCUAGUACCCCUGUCCUGGCUCGGCACGCCUAAGGACUUCUGGCCCACGGCGAUCGUUGCCAUGGCGACAACAAUAAUAGCUGUUUUCGUGGUCGUCAUCAAGCUCAUCGUUGAUGCUCCCACGAUUGAAGUCAAAGAAAAUAACGGUACAAGUUUUCGUUCGUUUUUCCUGGGGUUCGGAACAAUACUCUUCUCGUUUGGAGGAGCGGCAACUUUCCCUACCAUACAAAAUGACAUGAAAGACCGGUCCAAAUUUCCUCAGAGUGUCGCCAUUGCUUUUCUAGUGUUGCUGCUGAUGUACGUGCCCAUCUCUACGGUGGGGUACGCCGUAGUAGGAGAGGAGGUACCAGGCAACAUCCUACGGGCAGUGAGCGGCUACGCUGUGCAGGUGACACAGGCUCUCGUCCUGCUGCAUCUCCUUACAGCCUACGUCAUCCUGGUCAACCCCGUCACCCAAGGACUCGAGGAAGCCCUCAACAUCCCCAGGAGGUUUGGAUGGAAACGGUGCGUAGUGCGCACUCUCUUGGUGCUUCUCGAGAUCGUCGUCGGUCUCGCCAUUCCGGAUUUCGGUAAAAUUCUGGAUUUAGUCGGCGCCUCAACAGUGACGCUAAUGUCAUUUGUCCUGCCUCCUAUCUGCUACCUCCGCCUCUCCGACUCCUUAGAUGCUAGAGGAGAGGCAUACAGGUUCGUACCAUUCUUCGAGAGAAUCAUUCUGUACGUGGUGAUGGUGGCCGGGCUCAUGGGCGGUGUGAUCGCCACAUGGAGCGCCAUAGUGAACAUCAGCACACCAUCCUCAGGGCCAGACAGCUGCUUUUUCUGAUCAGGCAUAUUUCCUUAAGGAUAAUUUCUGUCUCUUUAAUUUAACUUAAUAUCUAUUAUAUCUAUUAAA